This is a messenger RNA of Notodromas monacha, 1101 nucleotides long. The record is from the annotation of a GenBank genome assembly. NCBI's taxonomy places the organism in Eukaryota, Metazoa, Arthropoda, Ostracoda, Podocopida, Cyprididae.
AUGAAUUUAGCUUCGCUUUUACGUGCCAGUCUGUUGUCUCGAACGUCAGCUUAUGGAAGCUUUGUGCCAUUGAAUGAAAGUUGCCAGAGGCUCUUCUGUGUGACAGCGGCGGUUGGAGCGGGCCACAGCAAAUGGCAGAACAUUCGACAUACCAAAGCAGCCAAGGACCAGGAGAGAGCGAAGAUGAUCCAGAGGCACGUGUAUGCGAUAAAGAAAGCAGUUCGAGAUGGCGGAAGUCCGAAUCCUGUGAUCAACUCCGUGCUCGCGAACGCGAUGGAUCGAGCCCGUAGUAAUGGUGUUCCCGUGAGUUCCAUGGAACAGGCGCUGAAAAAGGCAGAAGGCGACGAUGCGAAGCCGUAUGUACUCGAAGUCAGAGGCCCGUCUGGAGUUUUUCUGAUUGUCGAUCUCCUUACGAAUAAUCUAAGGCGAAGCAAGCAAAGCAUGCAAGUCGUGCUCAACAAAACAAAGGCAGUUCUUGCAGACUCGAGCGUGCGACGGUUGUUUGAAUACGAGGGGAUGAUCCAUGCGUCGGUUCCAGAAUCGCUGUUACAGGGUGUAGGUACCACAACUGCUCCUUUUCCCGCGUCUGAUUUGAACGCCGUUUCCGAACGGAUUUUGGAUCACGCGAUUGAGUUCGGUGCGGAAGACGCUGGGGUUGAGGAAGACUUGACUCAGGAGAAGGAGGUGAUUGUGGCUUGGUUCAAGUGUUCCCCAGACGACGUGGACAACGUGAGGAAGAAAGUGAGUGAAGCUGGCUUUGACGUGUUCUACGCGGAAUCGGCUUAUACGCCGCUGUCUCGGGUGCCGAUCACCGACGAGGGAAGUGUGAAAAUGUUGACCAAGUUGAUAGAAGGCUUAGAAGGGAUUGAUGAUGUCCUCAAGCUUAGUUAUGCACUUUGGAGUGCUGAUUAUGUUCAUGCGUUGAAAAUAAUGGAAAAGAGCAGGGACAGCUUCAAGAAGUGUUCCGCACUAAGCAGGAUAUUGACGGAUUUCCCUAUUCAGCUCUCUAUCAAUGAACCUUCUGGCAAGGUUUCUGCUGUGAACCUGACUAAAUACUUCCUGGCUGUGGGACAGAGAACGUUCUGUGAGGAAAAAAAAUAA